Xyrichtys novacula (pearly razorfish) is the source of this 5251-nucleotide messenger RNA. The record is from the annotation of a GenBank genome assembly. Lineage: Eukaryota; Metazoa; Chordata; Actinopteri; Labriformes; Labridae.
CCUAGAUUAUUGUUGUAGCUGUUGUUGUUGCCUUUACUGUUCUUGUAGUUGUUGUUGCCCUUUAUUGUUGUUGUAGUACUGUUAGUCUGUUUCUAUUAUCACUUUGAUGACUCUACUUUUAAACUUGUCCCUUAUUUAUGGCGGGCCAACUUCGGGCCCCGCCCCCUCGUGGCACGAGCUGCCCACGCGUUUUCUCUUCGCUCUGAUUGGCUGCAUUCUGCCCAAACCCUGCUCUGUCCAAUCAGAGGGCUCGGUUCCCCUGCUGCUCUGUGUCCCCACACCGUGUGCACAUGCUGCCCAGUCAGAGGUAAGGGGACACCGGGACCCCCUCCUGAAAUCCCCCUAGCUCUAUAAAACGGAGGAGCAGCACCGUUUGUGUUUACCGAAGAGAAACAGAUAAACUACCGACCGAUUUAUUUAAUAAUAAAUUUUAUUUUUCCUUUUAUGUGAAUGUGUGCAUAUUUCAUUUUAAUUUCAUUCAUCGAUAUUUUACGAUCAGUACUGAACGGAAAAAAAAAGAUUUAUUUUCUCUUUUCUUAAAUUUGGAGCACCAGUCCGGUGAAUUUCUGCAACUUAGCAGCGUUUAAAAUCCGAAUCAGAACCAGGGUACCACCAUGGUCCUGAACCAGUCGAACAAGCUGAAGGUGUUCCGGGUGGUCUUCUCGGACCCGGCUCGCUCCUUUUACAGCAGCGGGGAGAAACUGUCCGGUUCCGUCCAGCUGGAAGCGGCUCACUCCUGCAGGGUCUCCCGUCUCACAGUCACCGCCGCCGGCUGCGCCCGCGUGGACCACCGCGGCGGAAAGAACCGCAAGAACCGCAGCCAGGAGGUGGAGUACCUGAAGUACGAGGAGGAGCUGAGGCUGGAGGAGGAGCUGAGGAGAGGUGAGACAGAGGAGGAGGUCAGGUAUCCAGAAAAAAACUGUCUGCAUUUAUUUAAAAAAACAAAACAAAAAAAACCUGCAGAUCUCAUUGAAAUGAGAUCUGGAGGGAUCUUAUGGUUUUAUCCAUGACUGUGAGGACAUCUGCGCAGGUUCUUCAGACUAAAACACUGAGAUCCUGUGAAGUUCUGAUGAAGUUCUGAUGUCCAGGUUACACAUUAGUGUUAUUAAUGAUGAUGGUGACUGUAUCCACCCUAGAACACUAAAAUUAAUAACACCAUCACUAUCACCAGGGGAUUUUUAACCGAAAUAAUAUACCCAAGAAAAAUUACUUGUCAUCAAAAUAUAUCAAAAUAGGACAAUACAUGACAAAUUAAAGUAGUUUUUUUUUUUUUAAAGAUAGUUAAUUUUUAACUGUGCAAUGUCCAAAGGGAGGAAAAGCAGUGACAUGAGGGAACCAUAUAAAAAUGCAACAAAAUAACUUAAAUUAGGCAUUCAUUUGGCGUGAGUAAGUAUUACAACAGAGUAUUAGGGCCAGAUUAAGAAAAAAGAAACUUACAAGAUUUAAUUUACAAUUAAUUUACAAGAAUAAAGUCAUUACUAACUAGAAUAAAGUUGUAAUAAAAUCAUUAAGAUACUUAUGAUAAUGUGGUGCUGAUGUGCCAAAAGAUGAAGUAUCUCCUUGUUUGAGAAACAGAUAUUGAAGUACAUUUUCAUGAAAUGCUCCAUGGCUCUAAUUUUAACAACUGUCAUCUUAAACAACAGGUUAAAAUAUAAUGAUUUUAUUACAACUUUACCCUCGUAAGUGAUUACUUUAAUCUCAAAGUCUUACAAAUUAAUCUUUCUUAAUGUGGCCCUAAUACUAAAAAAUGAUCAGCUGACUCAAGUAUUUCUUAUCACCAUAUGAACAUUUGAAAAUCACUACUUUGUAAUAGUUAUUCACAACCACUGCGCUAAAUAAAGAUAGGAUGUAAAUUCUAGGACCACUCUUACUGACAUUAUUCCCUACAUGCAGCUAUCAAAUCCACCCAAACUUUACUUUACCUUCUAUCACUAUUGCCGGGUGAAAAUCACAUGUCUGUAGGAAAAAGCAGGUUUUGGAUCAGGGAAACAAAUAUGCCUUCAAAGAUGUCAAAGGAAAUGCUGAAGCUACCCAGGGACUCAGACAAAUGCAACAUCAUGAAAAUCACCUAAAAACAUGUUUGAUUUGGGGAAAAUCACCUGGAGAUAGUCUUCUAGGGUUAAUGAUGCCUUGCUCAUGAGCUCUGUCUCUGUGUUCAGACUCAGAUAGCUGCUUCCUGUUGCAAGCUGGAAAAACCUACAACUUCUUAUUCGGCUUCGAGCUUCCGCCUGCGGGGUGAGACGUGUUCAGACAGGAGUGAUUAGAGGUUAUUGAUCGGAGGUGUGAUCAGAGUUAUUAAUCUUCUGUCUCCUUCCUUCCAGGCGUCUGGUCUCGUCCUAUAAAGGAAAGUUUGGAUAUGUUCGUUACUAUGUGCGUGCCUUGCUGGACAGACCUUCCCAGAAUGCUUUACAGUGUGAGCAUGAGUUUGAGGUGGAGGAGCCGCUGGACAUCAACAUACCAGACCUGCUGGUACACACACACACACACACACACACACCAGUACAACAUCACAGCUGCUGAUAAUGAUCAUGACUCUUUACACUCAGAAUUUAAAGGGAUAUUCUGGCAUAAAAGUAAGUUAGGGUCAAACACACCGUAACACCGAGUAAGUCCAUUACGGACUACGGCGGGGUGACGCAGCUCAAGUAAGAACAUUUAUGAUCAUUUCUUCAUGGAAAUGCAAUCAGACUGAAACGUUAAGGCAGAAGAACUACCGUGUCUGCAGUGCAAAAUCAUUAAUAUAAUGAUUAUUACUUCAAGGAAAUGAUAAAGAAAUGAUCAUAAAUGUUCUUCCUUAAGCUGCGUCACCCCGCUGUAGUCUGUAAUGGACUGGCCUGAGGUCUCAGUACAAACAAGCAGCUGCUGGAAGACAGUAGGUGAGUUGUGUUUAGUCUCUUUGGGUAGUUCAGUGGCUGGGACCCUAUAUGUACUAACCUCAGUAGAACGCAGUGUAGUUCUGUUCAGUAACAGAACCUCAUUGGAAAAUUAGCUGAUUUAACUUCACUGUGCUCUUGUUGAAAUAUAUUAACUCGACAGCUCAUAUAUUCAUACCUGUUAACAAAAUCAUGAUUUUAUUGAUAAUUCGGCUUAACAAAAACACCUUUACCUUUUCAUUUUACUACAGUAGAAGUUUCUUGGCCCAAUAGACUACAGAAGUGGAGAAAUUCCCCCCGCUUAAUUUUGUUUUUUUAGGAGUUAGAACAACUCUGAAUAUAGUUCUAUGGCUGGGACCCUAUAUGUACUGUUGAUGAAGUUAGGUGCUGUUCUGAGUAUUAUUUGUGGCUAUAGAGUGGCGUUUGGGUUGAGGUUUGUUUAUGGCUCCUCAGACCACUGUGUAUUGCUAUCCUGCGGUCGUUACUAAAAUUGGUAUAACUAGAGAAGCAAGCGGUCAGCAACAUUCAUCUCUGGAGGGGGUGUCUAACUCGGUGUUAUGGUGUGUUUGACCCUAAAUUAAUUUUACGCCAGAAUAUCCCUUUAAAGGGUCAGUCCGGUGUUUUAGACUCCUCUCCUUUUUCCCGUUUUCUGGGAUCUAAAGAUGUCUUUACAAAAAUCCGUCAGUUAUCUGUUCAAACUUUACUCGAGGUUUAACAGGUUUGGGUUUAACAUCAGAAUUCUGGCUUUUGUCUUAAAUUAGCGCUUUUUCCAAGAAUUUCGGACUUCAGAGUUCUGGUCCUUCUACUCAGAAAACUAAAAUUAGAAAAGCCCAAAGAGGGAAGUUGGAAUUAUGGAAUAAUAAAAGUCAGAGUUCCUCCUUUGUGAGCGAAAGAAACACCAGAAUUCUCCUUUAAACCAGACCUCUUUGGACCUCUGUGGACCUCUGAGUGUGGAGGAAGCAGGUUUAGAUCUGAUGGAUCUACCUGAAGGUUAGAGGACCAUGUUUACCUGAUCUGUUUUGUGUUUCCUGUCAGGCUCCGUCUGCGGCUUCAGCUCAGAAGAAGGUCACCUGUAUGUUCAUACCUGACGGACAGGUGUCCAUCAGCGCUCAGAUCGACAGGAAGGGCUUCUGUGAGGGUGAGGAAAUCAGCAUCAAUGCCAAGUUUGAGAACACCUGCUCACGUAUUGUCGUGCCCAAGGCCGCCAUCAUCGCCAAACACACCUACACCGUGGGCGGGCGCACUAAGGUAAAGACGCAAUGUCACAUCCUGUGUGUUAAACAGGAAGCUGUUUCUGUAAGUCUUACUGACCUCUGACCUCUCCAGGAACUGUGUCAGAAGCUGUGCGCGGUGCGAGGAAACCACAUCAUCUCAGGCAUGUGUGACAUGUGGCAGAGUAAGACCAUCCGGGUCCCCAAACUGAAGCCCACACUGCGGGGCUGUGACAUCAUCAGGGUGGACUACACCCUCAGGGUGAGUCUCACUGAUGACAUCAUAACAGACAAACUCGCCGCCACGCCCCACUAACGCGCCUCACCCCCCCACAGAUCUACUUGCACGUCCCAGGCAGCGAGAAGCUGGCGGUGGAGCUGCCACUGGUGGUGGGGACGGUCCCAUUCAGCGGCGUGGGGAGCAGGACGAGCAGCAUGAGCAGCCAGGCGGGGUCGCUCUCCAGCUGGGCCUCCCUCCCCCCUGCCCCCCCGAGCUACAGCAACAUUCACCGAGACCUGAGGGCGGACGGCCCGCUCACGCCACUACUCCACGACUACGACGGCGGGGAGGACGAUGAGGACGAGGGGGGGCUGUUCAUGAGAACACCAGAACUGUUCUACCCACCUCCGCCUGCCUACACCGAGGUCAGAACCACCCCUGAUUUACCCCACCCUCCCCCCUCCCCCUCGGCUCUGUCUGUGCUACAGGUUUAAAUAAAGUUUUUCUGUUUGAAACUGAAAAUAAAAGACGAGUUUAAAAAUAGAUCUUACAGUAAAAGAUGAACCUUCUCUGAUCAGCUGAUUGAUCCAGAACCUUCUCUGCUCCUGUCCAGGUGGAUCAGGACUCUGUGAACACCCCUCAGGUCCAGGUCUUCUGAGAGCUUCAGUCCAAACCCACAGACCCCCCGUCUUAACGAGAAGAUGUAAUUAGUGACUCAGCAGUUUUCCUGUCGCUGAAUCAGCAGUUUUACUGUCGCUGAUUUAGCAGUUUUCCUGUCGCUGACUCAGCAUGUUUUUGUACUUUCAGUUGUUUUUGAUAUUUAAAGAACCUGCAGCUGUUUUUUUUUUGUUUGUUUAUUUUUAGAGGAAGUGAACUUUGUAAAUAUUUUGUUAAUAAGAACAGGAUUUAAUGUUUUUUUACUCCAGCAAUAAACCACUUUGAAAGAA